This is a messenger RNA of Darwinula stevensoni, 1810 nucleotides long. The record is from the annotation of a GenBank genome assembly. NCBI's taxonomy places the organism in Eukaryota, Metazoa, Arthropoda, Ostracoda, Podocopida, Darwinulidae.
AAUGAUUGCUCAGAGAUAACCUCGACACCAGUCCAUACAGUUCCUGUUAACCUCCGUCGCAUCGGAGUCGACAGGAAGAAAUAAACAAAAAACCAAACAAAGCAACAAAAAAAAGGAAAACAGUUUCUAAGCAGAAUCGCAUUUUUCUCCCCUGCAGGUUUCCAAAUCUGAGAGCCCAACCUCCAAUCUACGCGCCAGCCAAGAAAUGGAUAAGACAGUGAUCCUGGCCUACAGCGGGGGACUGGACACGUCUUGCAUCCUCGCCUGGCUCAUCGAACAGGGAUACAAAGUCGUCGCUUACACGGGAAACGUGGGCCAAGAAGAGGACUUCGACGAGCUGAAAAAGAAGGCUCUGAACAUCGGCGCCACCGAAGUGAGUCCCCCUCCUCCUCCCCGCACGUCCGCUCGGUCGGGCUGCGGACAGCGGACUGAGGGCCAGCCGCUCGCACGGCUCGGACGAGAUCGUGACGUCAUGGAUGACGCGGCCGUGGGACGUCAAGCGCGACUCGCCAACAGCACGACGUCAUCGAUGACGUAUCGUGCGCCCUCGUUGCCUGGGAGCCGUUCGACGGGGAUCGAGAACGCAUGCAAUCUAUUCCGCUCUUCAUUCUCUGAUUCUAUGAUGGAUCCUGCGUCUCGUCCGCGUGGUGACACAGGUGGUGAUCGACGACCUGCGAUCCGAGUUCGUGGAGGACUUCAUAUACCCCGCCCUGGAAGGGAGCCUCGUGUACGAAAGCAGGUACCUGCUGGGGACGUCCCUGGCCAGGCCAUGCCUCGCCAAGGGGAUGAUGAAGGCGGUUGCGGCCAGGGGAGCCCGGUUCGUCUCGCACGGGGCCACGGGAAAGGGGAACGACCAGGUCCGAUUCGAACUCGCUUGCUACGCGAUCGACCCGUCCGUGCAGGUGAGUUGUUCACAGGGGGAAGGAAUCGAGGUCUGGGGUCCGUUUCCCGACGGAUCAAGAUGACCCCCUUAAGCGAAUUCGUGCGCCUCGGGAAGAAGUCGGAAGCAAGCUCUGGGAUUUCCGUCCUGUCGCAGGUGAUAGCCCCGUGGCGAAUGCGGGAGUUCGUGGAGCGAUUCCGCGGCCGGAAAGACCUGAUGGCGUACGCGGAGAAGCGAGGGAUCCCCGUCCCGGUCACUCCGUCUGCGCCCUGGAGCAUGGAUGCGAACCUCAUGCACAUCAGCUACGAGAGCGGGAUCCUGGAAGACCCGUCGUGCUCGCCCCCGUCCGACUUGUACCAGAUGACCGUCGCUCCCGAGAAGGCAAUCGACCAGCCUCAGUUCGUCCGCGUCCACUUCGUCAAAGGUUCGGAGUCCUUCUCGACUUUUGCGCCUCUCGUCGUGUGACUAGUUUUAAAUCCAUGAAUCCACCUCGAGGAAUGGAGUCGGAGAAGUCGGGUCCAAAUUUUCCCAAAUUUUCUAUUUCUGACCGAAUCUGCUGGACGACAGGAGCCAGCUCGUAAGCGGAAUUCCUGCAACGAUGACGAACCUGUUAAGGUUUUCGCAACCGGCAGCCAGGCAGAAAACACGAUUUGCAUCCUCUUCGCAUCAUCUCUUAUCACUUGCAUAAACCGCCUAUAACUGUCCUUUCAUCCAGCACGCGCGGCCGACAAGAUUAACAGUGUUUUUACUACCUGCGUCGUCUAAGAGGAAAUGCAAAGGCCAAGGACGCCAAAUUCCGACGACUUCGCGAUUUUCAGUCACGCAUUCCCAACAUAACGUCACGCAGCCACUCCGCGACCACUCCGCGACCACCCCGCGGCCACCCCGCGACCACCCCGCGGCCACCCCGCGGCCACCCCGCGACCACCC